This is a messenger RNA of Anneissia japonica, 2871 nucleotides long. RefSeq names its product beta-galactosidase-1-like protein 2. The transcript is spliced from 18 exons. Gene Ontology annotation, biological process: carbohydrate metabolic process. The record is from RefSeq and is a predicted model, not a curated record. Lineage: Eukaryota; Metazoa; Echinodermata; Crinoidea; Comatulida; Comatulidae. Gene Ontology annotation, molecular function: beta-galactosidase activity. Gene Ontology annotation, cellular component: vacuole.
UUGAGGGAUACUUUACCUUAAAAAGGUAAUAUGAGGUGAUUUUAAGUACUUGAGCAGGAUUGACUAUCCCUGAUUUGUAUUUCUAGUGUGCGUAAUAAUAUUUUAUAUUAUUUUCUUUUUAUUAAAUUAAGAAGGUAGCACUUUCUCAGCUCAAAGUCGUCAUCAAUUACAGUGCCCUCUAGAGCAGGAAUGCGCAAAACUUUUCAAUGAAUUCUACUUUUGUUUAUUCAAGGACAAAUUUUGUUUACCAUGUAUGCAUACAGGCUAAUAUCUCUCAAAUCAGAUUUUAUUAUGCUUAAAUUUGCAUUAACUAUUAUAGUUAUAAAUUACUGUUGAUACACAGCAAUACAGUAUGAAAAUUUUUACCAUCUGCUUGAUGUGUGACCAUGAUUUGGACAAUUGACCUUUUAAAACACAAUCGAGAGGAGCUGCAUCACAAAUCACGAGUGUGAGACCGGAGGGAAGAUAUUGUUAAAGUUGUACUUCCUAGUCUACAAUACUUACCUUAGAAUUAAAAAGCAUGUAGGUUAACCCAGCUUAAAUUAUGUCAAGGGUUUCACUUCGUCCUGUACACAUAAUCAGAUGGUUGGUUUUGGCCCUACUGAUCUUAGGCUUCCUAUUUUGGCUUUGGGAGCGAAGGGAGUUCCACAUCGAGGAGGCAAAACUCUUGGCUGGUCUGAUUGUAAGAAAAGAGAUUGAACCACCAUCCCUAAGAAAUGUAGGGAGACAGUUCACUAUUGAUGGCAAAAAUGUACUGCUUCUGGGUGGCAGCCUGCAUUAUUUCAGGGUCGUACCCGAGUAUUGGAAGGACAGGAUGAUAAAAAUGAAAGCUUGUGGUCUGAACACAAUAACAACGUACAUUCCCUGGAAUAUGCAUGAAGAGGUGAAAGGUGAAUUUGAAUUUUCUGGAAUGCUAGAUAUUGUUGCUUUUCUACGGCUUGCAAUGGAGUUGGACUUCUAUGUCAUCCUAAGACCUGGUCCCUACAUCUGUGCUGAAUUGGAUUUUGGUGGGUUACCAAGCUGGCUUUUACACGAUCCAGAUAUGAAAAUUAGGUCAACAUAUCCCUUGUUUGUAGACGCUGUUGAGCGGUACUUUGACAGCCUACUGCCUCUAGUCACCCCAUACCAGUAUCAUCUUGGUGGGCCUGUCAUUGCAUUUCAAGUUGAGAAUGAAUAUGGGCACUUUGGAUCCGAUGUCAAUUACAUGAACGCAAUUAAGGAGAUACUAUUAACCAGAGGAGUUAAGGAGAUGUUGUUGACUUCUGUUACAAGUGGUCGCCUCAAGCAAGGGUACAUGCCUGGAGUUCUAAUGACAGUAAAUUUUGAGAAGGAUGCAAACAGGCAUUUUGGAAUGGUUAGGAAACUACAGGGUGAUGAUGUGCCAUUGAUGGUGAUGGAAUUUUGGCCAGGGUAGUUUGACCACUGGAGUGAAAAGCAUCAUAUAUAUCCCUCAAAAGGUCUCGUAACGGCUGUAAAGGAAGUCAUAAAGCUUCAAGCAUCUAUUAACUUCUACAUGUUUCACGGUGGCACAACCUUUGGAUUUUGGAAUGGUGCCAACAUAGUUAAUCAUCGAACAUAUCAACCAGAUGUUACAAGCUAUGAUUAUGAUGCUCCUCUUUCUGAAGCUGGGGAUGCCACUGAAAAGUAUUUCAAGAUUAAAGCCCUUUUGAAGGAGCAAACACCUAAAGGAGUUGUUCCUGGUCGUUUGCCCAACAUUCCUGUGUCUCUUGGUAAAAUAGCAUAUGGAGAAGUUACUAUCACUCAUUUCAUUACUUUGGAGGACAUGCUACCUCUUCUUGGCACAACUUUUAAAUCUAAAAAAGUCAUGCCGAUGGAGAUGUUACCAAUAAAUAAUAAUGGCGGUCAAGGAUACGGCUACAUACUCUAUAGGACAAAGGUCACAGGAGCAGCCAGUGAACUAGAUUUUGUUCAGCUACCUCAAGAUAGAGCUCAGGUCUUUUUUGGUGGCCACCCAGCAGGGGUCAUAUCAAGAUCAAAGGUCAACCCUGUCAAACUUCUGAACCUGGAAGAAGUGAAGAAGGAAAUAAAUGAGUUGAAAUCUGAUGACAUCGUUACACUUGAUAUUCUUGUGGAAAAUCAAGGAAGACUUAGUGCUAAGAAAGACAUGAUUUCUGAAAGGAAAGGAUUACUAGAGGAUGUAGAAGUGAAUGGAAAGGUAGAGACAGACUGGUUAAUUUAUCCCUUGGAAUUUAAGAAGCCAUUCAUGGAAGGAGUGAUGGCAGCAGACAGAUGGCAGGUUAUGAGGCCUGGGAUCAAAGUACCGGCACUUUAUAAAGGAUCCUUUGAAAUACCAUAUAGGACACCAAAGGACACAUUCUUGAGCAUGGAGGGCUGGGAUAAAGGCAUUGUAUUUAUAAACAGCUUCAACAUUGGAAGGUAUUGGAGAAUAGGACCACAAAAAACCUACUAUGUUCCAGGACCACUGUUGAAGGCAGGCAGAAAUGAGAUUGUUAUUUUUGAGCAGCAUCAAAGUGCUGAGAAGGUUACUUUUGUAGGUAAACCUGAUCUCGGCCCAACGGUACGCAGAGAUACGUGGAACCUAUAAGGCAGUUGAAUUGUAACAGUAUAGGAAGGCACUGGUAGAAUAGACUAUUCCACAAAUUUGUCAACUCAUUGGGAGUAAUCUCCACAAAUUUAAACUGAAAUCAUUUAUUCGUCCUUAAAAAUGAAAAUGCAUUUUAAAGUGACAGAACUGUGUGGAAUAUGGGCCAUGUGCACGGAAAAGAGUAGGGGAUUAUUGUCUCCCGGUGUACCGCACAUAGAAGGGAGCACUUCGAUUGCACGACGACGGUAGGACGUAGAACGUAAUGACGUCACUAAAAGUCAUCUGCGCAUGCGAGAACGUUAAGG